This is a messenger RNA of Ophidiomyces ophidiicola, 1164 nucleotides long. It is a transcript of the gene PUS4, whose product is annotated as pseudouridine synthase pus4. Gene Ontology annotation, biological process: tRNA modification; mRNA pseudouridine synthesis. The coding region runs from base 1 to 1164 and encodes 387 amino acids. Lineage: Eukaryota; Fungi; Ascomycota; Eurotiomycetes; Onygenales; Onygenaceae. The record is from RefSeq and is a predicted model, not a curated record. Gene Ontology annotation, molecular function: RNA binding; pseudouridine synthase activity. Gene Ontology annotation, cellular component: mitochondrion. The transcript has a single exon.
AUGCUAUCUGUCUACCUGUUACUGAAUACUAACGAGGAAUAUCUCUCUUCAGCCGUCCAUAAGCCCGGCGGAAUCUCCUCGGCAGACGUCCUCCGGGAUCUCCAGCGGCACUUCAACCCGUCGGAAUUCUUCAAGCCCGUGCUCGAGGCCGAACGGCAACGGCGGCGCGAAGAGCCCCGGAACCAGCUUCGCAGACGCCGAGACAAGCGCAUACAGGUGAAGCUCGGACACGGCGGCACCCUCGACCCAAUCGCCACGGGCGUGCUCAUCACGGGCGUGGGGAAGGGGACGAAACAGCUGAACAAUUUCCUCGCGUGCACCAAAUCGUACGAAGCAGUGGUUUUGUUCGGCGCCGCCACGGACACGUACGACCGGGUGGGCAAAGUUGUUAGCCGCGCGCCGUAUGAGCAUGUUACUAGGGAAAAAGUGGAGGAGGCCUUGAAAGGGUUUCGGGGGAAGAUCAUGCAGCGGCCUUCGAUCUUCUCGGCGCUGAAGGUACAGGGCAAGAAGCUGUACGAGUAUGCUAGGGAAGGAAAAGAACCCCCCGUCGAGAUUGCAGAGAGGCCCGUGGAAGUGUCGAAUUUGGAGAUCGUCGAGUGGUACGAGCCCGGAACGCACAGCUGGACCUGGCCAACCGAAGAGGCGGGCGGGGCGGAGAAAGAUAUCGCUACGAAAUUAAUCACCAAAGAGAAAAACAUCAUCGAGACGGAACAAGAUCAUGUUUCGGAAGAGAACGACCUGAAGCGCAAGGCCCCGCCCGAGUCCGUACACGGCCAGGACGAACCACCUGCAUCAAAGCGUAAGAAAGGAGAAGAAGACCCUUCACCCGACAGCACUACCACCACCACCACCACGACGGCCUCCUCCUCCCCGCCCGCCGUGAAACUCACCAUGACCGUCUCCUCAGGCUUCUACGUACGAUCGCUCUCGCACGAUCUCGGCUUGGCGCUGGGCAGCAACGCGCUGAUGAGCGAGCUCGUGCGCACGCGGCAGGGGGACUUCGUGCUGGCGCCGCCGGAUCGGGUGCUGGAGUAUGCGGAUCUGGACGCGGGCGAGGCCGUGUGGGCGCCCAAGGUGCAGCGGUUCUUGGAUGAGUGGUGCGAGAAGAUGGAGGCGCAGGGGAGGGAGGGAGGAGGAGGAGGAGGAGGGGGGAAGAGCGGGUGA